Schistocerca cancellata (South American locust) is the source of this 1973-nucleotide messenger RNA. RefSeq names its product aspartate aminotransferase, cytoplasmic-like. Gene Ontology annotation, biological process: L-aspartate biosynthetic process. Gene Ontology annotation, molecular function: L-aspartate:2-oxoglutarate transaminase activity; pyridoxal phosphate binding. The coding region runs from base 1 to 1272 and encodes 423 amino acids. Lineage: Eukaryota; Metazoa; Arthropoda; Insecta; Orthoptera; Acrididae. Gene Ontology annotation, cellular component: cytosol. The record is from RefSeq and is a predicted model, not a curated record. The transcript has 8 exons.
AUGAGGCCGAGCGGACAGGCGCUGCGAUCGCUGGCCGCCAAGGCGUCGGCGUCCGCGUCUGUCUUCCGCGCCGUCGACUCGGCGCCGCCGCUCGAGAUCUUCAGCGUGGUGGCAGGCUUCGCGCGCGACACCCACCCCAGCAAGGUCGACCUCGGCAUCGGCGCUUAUCGCACCAAUGAGGGACAGCCUUGGGUGAUGCCCUGGGUGCAGCGAAUUGAGCAGCUUAUGGGUGAAGACAAGACAAGGAACCAUGAGUACUUGACAUUCCUGGGCUGUGACACUUUCAGCCAAGCAGCAACUGCCCUGUUGUUGGGACCUGAAAGUGAUGUUGUGAGGCAGGGAAAGGCCUUUGGCAUACAGAGCCUCGGGGGAACGGGAUGUGUACGUAUUGGAUCUGAAUUCUUAUCCAGAGUACUGAAUUACAAUACUGCCUACAUUCCUGCACAAACUUGGGAUAACCAUCACAGAGUUAUGUCUCGAAGUGGAUUCACACACUUGAAGGAGUACAGGUAUUGGCAUCCUCUGAAUAAGGCACUAGAUUUUGAGGGUCUAACUGAAGACUUGUCAUCUGCUCCCAAAUAUUCUGUGGUGGUGUUACAUCCAUGUGCCCACAAUCCUACCGGCUGUGAUCCAACACAAGAACAAUGGGAUAGGAUUGCUGACAUUAUUCAGGAAAGAAAACUCUUUCCAUUUUUUGACACAGCCUACCAAGGCCUGGCUUCAGGUGAUGUUGACCAAGAUGCAUGGGCUGUUCGUCAUUUUGUUAAAAGGGAACUUGAAUUGUUUUGUGCUCAAUCUUUCUCCAAGUCCUGUGGAUUGUAUGGUGAACGAAUUGGCAACUUAACAGUAGUUUUGCAUGAUCCAGAUCAGAUUGAGAAGAUGAGAUCACAGUUUCGUAUUAUUGUGAGAGCCCUGUACUGCAGUCCUCCAAGACAUGGUGCACAGAUUGUUUCCACAAUGCUUCAAGACCCAAAUAUGCAGGAGGAAUGGCGAGCAUGCUUAAGGGAAAUGGCUGGCCGAAUCCGAGACAUGAGACACAGUCUGAGACAGAAACUUGAAGGAAUGAAAACACCAGGCACCUGGGAGCACAUAACUAAACAAGUGGGGAUGUUUUCAUUCACAGGUCUUACAGAACACCAAGUUCAGUACAUGAAGGAAAAGCACCACAUAUACAUGUUAAGCAGUGGAAGAGCCAACAUGUGUGGACUCAACAACAAAAAUCUGGAUUAUGUUGCAAGUGCUAUCCAUAAUACAGUGACACAGAUAAAAUAAAGAUAGAAAUUCAACACUCAUCCAAGAGUGAACUGUGUUGUUUUGAGUUACAGUGAUUGUUCCUUUUUAAUGUGAAUGGUGACCAGUCUGCCUGUUACAUGUGUAUUGCUCUCAAGUAAAUUUGUUAUGGGAACACGUUUAUUAAUAUAGCUGUGCUAUCAAAUCAAAAGGAAUAAAAGUAUGAAAUACUACAUUGAUUUUAUUUCUUUAUUGUUUUAUUUUUAUGUAGCAGACUACUAUGUUAAUCUGUGAAUUGAUCAUUAUUCCAUAAGUUACAUUUUAAACAAUGUUUUAUUUCAACUAACAAAAUUUGGGUCCUAUAUAAAAUGUAACUAUAACAACUGCACAAAAAUUCAUCCCAACUCCAAAAUUAUAUUUUCAUACAAUCUGCCUUCUAGGACAUUAGUUCAAGUUUAAUUAACACUAAAUUGUGGAGUCUGUAAAUGUCUCCUUCAGUAAUAUUUCUAUAUCAUAAUGCUGUAAGUGGUUUAAGAUAGUAACAAUAGAAUCUUUUGAUUUUUAUAUGUUAUAAAUAUGCAAAUGUAUACCACAUUUAAUUUUUUUUAUCACCUAUCAAUACCAAAAGAACACAUUCAAAACUACUGUUUGUGGACUGCAUAUUAUGUAAUAGGUGACAGUGUGACCUCAGUUUGUUAGAAAACAACAUUGUAGAAUAAAGAAUUUUAUAUUUUGGAUCAUGA